UACCUCCUCUCUCUCUCUCUCUCUCUCUCUCUCCUAUCUUUCUCCUUAAAUUGGUGGUAAGCCCACGCUCAACCUUGCACCAAGAACGAAACAAAGAAAUAUUGCACGUUUUAAAGAGAGGCUGAUCAGGUCAAUCGAUCCAUCUAUUCUUCAACCUCUCCACGGUUUCAUAUAUCUUGAUGGAAGAAUACUACAAGAGAAGUCAUGUUCCGGCUUUUGGGAGCUGGGAUUGGAACGAUGACCUUCCAUUCACUCAGUGCUUUGAGUCAGCGAGGCAGGCCGGGUUGCUUCGUUAUAGCUACUCUGAAGAGCGUGAUUUGUAUGUUGCUGGUGACUUGUACGACAAUAAUGUCGUCACCCCUGCCAUGAUUGUUGUUCCUCGCCGAAGGACAAAAGUUCGUGAGCCCAAAGAAGACAAAAAGAAAAGCUGGGUCAGUGCUGACGUGGAGGAACCACCUGCAAGUCCCACUCCUUUGCCGAGGCCAACCCCGAAACCUGUGGACGAAGACUUGUACAAAAUCUCACCCGAGCUCCUUUAUGCAAAACCCAGAAAGCAGAAGAGAGGGUUGAGGUUGUUCUUUACAAGCUGCUUGCUGCCUACUUGUGUUGCGUGAAAAGAUGCCAGAAGACUUAAAAGGACUGUGUACAUAUGAGAGAGAGAGGAUUAAUAGAAGAUAUAGUAUUUUAAUACUUAUGGUGGUGUCUAUGUAUUUGUGGAAUUAUUAUUUUGAUGGAUAUUGUCGGAGGUGAAUGUCGGUCCAAAGAAGAUCAUUACUAUGAUCAUUUUAUAAUUAUGGGAAAAA
Messenger RNA from Juglans microcarpa x Juglans regia, 803 nucleotides. RefSeq lists its product as uncharacterized. Lineage: Eukaryota; Viridiplantae; Streptophyta; Magnoliopsida; Fagales; Juglandaceae. The transcript has 5 exons. The coding region runs from base 180 to 614 and encodes 144 amino acids. The record is from RefSeq and is a predicted model, not a curated record.